This is a messenger RNA of Marmota monax (woodchuck), 451 nucleotides long. Its product is annotated as metallothionein-1E. The record is from RefSeq and is a predicted model, not a curated record. NCBI's taxonomy places the organism in Eukaryota, Metazoa, Chordata, Mammalia, Rodentia, Sciuridae. Gene Ontology annotation, molecular function: metal ion binding. The transcript is spliced from 3 exons. Bases 128 to 313 code for a protein of 61 amino acids.
CGCCCCGGCUCGGGCGGCUAUAAAGGCAGCGCGCGGCGUGCUCCGCUGCACCACGCCUCCUCCGGAUCCUGUCAUCCAGCCGCCUCUGUCUGCCGACUCCAGCCUCCAGCCACUGCCUCGGCUCGCCAUGGACCCCAACUGCUCCUGCGCCACCGGUGGUUCCUGCACCUGCGCCGGCUCCUGCAAAUGCAAAGAGUGCAAAUGCACCUCCUGCAAGAAGAGUUGCUGCUCCUGCUGCCCCGUGGGCUGUGCCAAGUGUGCCAAGGGCUGCGUCUGCAAAGGGGCAGUGGAAAAGUGCAGUUGCUGCGCCUGAUGUGGAGGGAGCCCCGCUUCCACGUGUAAAUAGAACAACAUGAAGAAGCCCGGAUUUUUUUUUUUUUACAAUCCUGACCCAUUUCCUACAUUUUUUUUCUAUAAAAUAUGUAACUGACAAUAAAAGUUGUUGACUUGG